CCUCGAUUAAAUACUGCAGAAAUGCAAAAUCAGCAUGAGGAAAUCGCUGAGUAUCAAAGAAAAGAGCUUCGUCUAUCUGACUGCGUCCUCUACGGACAGAGCCUUUCAGUGCUUUUGCAACGUCAAGACAAUGCUAGAAGGGAGUUGGGAGCCUCACUGCGCCUCUUGACGCCUCAACAUACACUUGCAAUUGUGAUUGUGGACGAUGUGGAGGGGAGGGAGAGAAGCGGCAUGGAUCUCUUCGUGGAGUACGCAAAGAAACUCGGCUUCGGCACUGAGGCGCCUCUGACUACAGCACCGAUGAAUUGGCGAAUUUGGCACGUAAAAGAUGGUAGUCUUCACCCUACGGACCGCAGAGACAUAUUCGAGUGGCUGUGCCAAGAUGUGAUUUGGAGGAGAAUGCAAGAAUCUAUUGUCUGA
Molecule: messenger RNA, 420 nt
Organism: Hydatigera taeniaeformis
Lineage: Eukaryota; Metazoa; Platyhelminthes; Cestoda; Cyclophyllidea; Taeniidae
Source: the annotation of a GenBank genome assembly